Messenger RNA from Microtus ochrogaster (prairie vole), 942 nucleotides. Its product is annotated as olfactory receptor 8K3-like. Gene Ontology annotation, molecular function: olfactory receptor activity; G protein-coupled receptor activity. Gene Ontology annotation, cellular component: membrane. NCBI's taxonomy places the organism in Eukaryota, Metazoa, Chordata, Mammalia, Rodentia, Cricetidae. The record is from RefSeq and is a predicted model, not a curated record. Gene Ontology annotation, biological process: G protein-coupled receptor signaling pathway.
AUGAAGGAACACAAUAUCACAGUAUUGACUGAAUUCAUCUUAACGGGCAUCACUGACAGCUCUGAGUUGCAGGCCCCAUUAUUUGGGCUGUUCCUUGCCAUAUACAUGACCACAAUGAUAGGAAAUUUGGGAAUCAUUAUUCUCACCACAGUGGACUAUCACCUCCAAACACCUAUGUACUUCUUUCUCAGACACCUGGCUGUUACAGAUCUUGGAUAUUCUACUGCUGUGGGACCCAAAAUGUUGGAAAAUUUUGUUAUAGACCAAAAUACAAUUUCAUUUCAAUUUUGUGCCACGCAGCUAGCUUUUUUUCUUGUAUUCAUUGGUAGUGAGCUAUUCAUUCUAUCAGCAAUGUCGUAUGACCGCUAUGUAGCCAUCUGUAAGCCUCUGCUUUAUACUGUCCUCAUGUCACGAAAGGUGUGUUGGGUUCUUAUGGCAAUGCCGUAUCUUUAUUGCACAUUCGUGUCUCUUCUCAUCACAAUUAAGAUUUUCACUUCAUCCUUCUGUGGUUACAAUGUCAUUCACCAUUUCUACUGUGACUGCAUCCCCUUGCUGUCCCUACUCUGUUCAAACGCAGAAGAAAUAGCAUUUAUUGUUAUGAUCUUUGCAGCUUUUGAUUUAAUCGUCUCUCUCCUUGUUGUCCUAAUGUCCUACAUGCUCAUCCUCACAGCGGUUCUCAGGAUGAACUCUGCAGAGGGCAGGCGGAAGGCUUUCUCAACAUGUGGGUCCCACCUAGCAGUGGUGACAGUGUUCUAUGGGACUUUGAUCUUUAUGUAUGUGCAGCCCCAGUCCAGCCAUUCCACUGACACUGAUAAGAUGUCUUCCAUCUUUUACACCCUGGUCAUCCCAAUGUUGAAUCCCUUGAUAUAUACUUUGAGGAAUAAGGAUGUAAAAUCUGCCUUACACAGGACUUGGAGAAAUAUUGGCAAUAUUUUUUCUUAG